AUGCUGGGUGCCAUCGCUGGAGAUGUCAUUGGAUCGGUCUAUGAAGGAGCUGGUAACAAGAUCAAAGACUUUGAGCUGUUUGGUCCCUACAACCGCUUUACCGAUGACACAGUCUUGACGGUCGCAGUAGCCGAUUCGAUUCUCCACGAGGCCAGCCUCGUCGACACGCUCCAUGAAUACUUUGAGCUCUAUCCGCAGGCCGGUUAUGGCGGAUCGUUCAUCAGGUGGGCCAUGCAACGGCAGCGCUCACCCUACAACAGCUGGGGUAAUGGUUCCGCCAUGCGGGUCAGCCCGGUCGCUUACGCUUACGACUCGAUCGAAUCCGUUCUCCAUCACGCCAAACGCACUGCCGAUGUCACACACAACCACCCAGAGGGUGUUCGAGGAUCGCAGGCAACAGCCUUGGCGAUCUAUUUGGCUCGGACGGGUUCCAAAAAGGAACAGAUCCAGAGGGAAAUCACCGAACGGUUUGGGUACGAUCUCUCUACAACCCUCGAAUCGAUCCGUGAUGUCUAUGAGUUCGACGUGUCGUGCCAGGGAUCAGUUCCUCAGUCCAUUCGCUGCUUCCUUGAAGGAACUGAUUACGAAGACACGAUUCGCAACGCGAUUUCAUUGGGGGGUGAUGCCGAUACGAUGGCCUGCAUUGCGGGUGGGAUCGCAGAGGCUUACUGGGAACUCCCAGAACACAUUGCCCAAACCACAUGGGGUCUGCUUGACGACCAUCUGCGAAGUGUGAUCAAGCAGUUCCAGGAAAAAUUCGUCCACAAUCACACAUUUGUCCGACGAUCCAUGGGCUGCGUGGAUCGGCAACGUGGCUGCCUGUUGGGAUUGGCGGUAGGAGAUGCCCUCGGAGCUGCCGUCGAGUUUCAGACACCGGGCUCCUUCAUUCCUGUGACAGACUAUCGUGCUGGUGGGCCGCAUGGACUGGGACCUGGUGAAUGGACUGAUGACACCAGCAUGGCAUUGGCCCUGGCUGACAGCAUCCACCAAGCUGGCUGGGACUUGAAUGACCAGGCCCGCAGGUAUGUGAGCUGGUGGCGGGACGGACAGUAUUCCGUGAAUGACGUCUGUUUUGACAUUGGCAACGCAACACGCGCGGCUCUCUACGAGUUCGAGCGAAAUGGAGAUGCCAGGGCUUCAGGAAACCCUUCUCCCCAAGCUGCCGGUAACGGCUCGAUCAUGCGGUUAGCCCCGGUGCCGAUUCAUUUCCUGGAGUUAUUCCCCGAGAGACUGGAAGAACUUGCCGAACGCGCAGCCGAAUCGAGCCUGCCAACUCAUGCCAGCCCUCAAUGCCUUUCCGCCUGCCGGUACUUUGCUCUGAUCCUCGCAGGACUCAUGAAGGGGCUCGACCGUGACGAGGUGCUGGCACCUGACUGGGAACAUCUUGAGCAGCUCAGAAACAUAGCUCCCCUGCACCCGGAAGUGGACGAGGUCGCCGCAGGCAGCUUUAGAAAGUUACAGCCACCAGAGAUUCGUGGCAGCGGUUAUGUCGUCAAAAGUCUGGAAGCAGCUUUGUGGGCGUUUCACGACGCUUCGGAUUUUCGUGAGGCUGUCCUGAAAGCGGUCAACCUCGGAGAUGAUACGGACACCACGGGAGCGGUUUGUGGGCAACUGGCGGGAGCCUACUGGGGUGAGUCUGGUAUUCCUCAGAACUGGUUGCAGCGGCUCGCGCGACAAGACAUGCUGGAACGGGCACUCGACGAUAUUGUGGCACGAGCUUAG
Durusdinium trenchii is the source of this 1722-nucleotide messenger RNA. NCBI's taxonomy places the organism in Eukaryota, Dinophyceae, Suessiales, Symbiodiniaceae. The record is from the annotation of a GenBank genome assembly.